CUCCUUCAGCAUCUUGCAUACGUUUAAAACAUCCAGAAUUAUUACCGUACCUGCCGUGUUGGAGUUGCAGCUACAUGGUUAACCAAUUGUACUGUUGUUGCGGUAAUAAAUACAUCUAAAACAAUGUGCUGUUGAUGCAUUUUCAGUUUUCACGCGUCGCUAAAUUGUUUUAUACCCCUGCGCCCUAAAAGCAUACACUUGUGUUUUGUAGCUGAGCACUCCGCACAGCUCACGUCACUUGCGGUAAAGUAGAAUAUUUCCUGCGCCCGUACUGCGGUCACUACGGCCGACCGUUGGCCACACCAGAGCACGUGACAGCAGCAGCACUGAGGGAGAGACCGGGCGGCCGGAUCAUCUCCAUCACCGCAGAGCGGAUGAAGCGCCGGUCACAUUCAGAGCAGCAUCACGGGAAAAGGCCCCGUUUUCCCGGCGCGGCAGCCUCCACCUCACCGCAAGACGAAAUGGAGGACAAAACACCGUCAAAUCCGCGGGAACUCACCCAAAACCCCCUCAAGAAGAUCUGGAUGCCGUGUAAAAAUGGCCUUCCUGAAAAACAUAUUUCUCAAAGAAAGGUAUGCAUGACCAACUGUCCCACCCUGAUAGUGACAGUGGGCCUUCCUGCCAGGGGGAAGACCUAUAUCUCCAAGAAGCUGACCCGCUAUCUUAACUGGAUCGGAGUGCCCACCAGAGAGUUUAACGUCGGGCAGUACAGGAGAGAGUUUGUGAAGAUCUACAAGUCCUUCGAGUUCUUCCGUCCAGACAACGAAGAGGGGUUAAAGAUCAGACGACAAUGUGCCUCAGCAGCGUUGAACGAUGUGCGGCAGUAUCUCACAGAAGAAGGAGGCCAAGUGGCGGUUUUUGAUGCAACAAACACCACCAGAGAAAGGAGGGAAACCAUCGUCCAGUUUGCAGAGCAGAAUGGAUUUAAGGUGUUCUUCGUGGAGUCUGUGUGUGAAGACCCAGAUGUCAUACAGGAGAACAUAGUGCAAGUGAAGCUGGGUAGCCCCGACUACACCAACUGCAACACAGACGAAGCCGUGGAAGAUUUCUUGAAGAGGAUCAAGUGUUAUGAAAACUCCUACGAGACGCUGGAUGAAGUCCUGGACAGGGACCUGUCCUACAUUAAAAUCAUGGACGUGGGUCAGCGGUUCUUGGUCAACAGGGUGUUGGACCACAUCCAGAGCCGGAUUGUCUACUAUCUCAUGAACAUUCACAUCACGCCGCGCUCCAUCUACCUGUGCCGCCACGGCGAGAGCGAGCUCAACGUCAACGGUCGAAUCGGAGGAGACUCGGGCCUCACGCCCAGGGGCAAAGCGUUUGGAAAGAAGCUGAGCCAGUUCAUCCAGACGCAGGGCAUCAGCGACCUGAAGGUGUGGACCAGUCAGAUGAAGAGAACCAUCCAGACAGCCGAGGCUCUCGACGUGCCCUACGAACAGUGGAAGGUCCUGAACGAGAUUGAUGCGGGUGUGUGUGAGGAGAUGAUGUACGAGGAGAUCCAGGAUCACUAUCCUCUGGAGUUUGCUCUGAGGGACCAGGACAAAUACCGCUAUCGGUACCCGAAAGGAGAGUCCUAUGAGGACCUGGUGCAGCGGUUGGAGCCGGUCAUCAUGGAGCUGGAGCGGCAAGAGAACGUGCUGGUCGUCUGUCACCAGGCCGUCAUGCGCUGCCUGCUGGCCUAUUUCCUGGACAAGACGGCAGAGGAGCUGCCCUACCUGAAGUGCCCGCUGCACACCGUGCUGAAGCUAACGCCAGUGGCCUACGGCUGUAAGGUGGAGUCCAUCAGCUUGAAUGUGGACGCAGUCAACACACACAGAGAAAGACCAGAGAAUGUGAACAUCCAUCGUACAACUCAAGACGCCCUGCACACCGUCCCUCCUCACGUCUGACAGUGAGACCUCUCGCUUCCUUUCAACAGACUCUUGUGAUUGUAUCACUGUUCAUGUCCUCACAUCCUGCUCUCAGGGGAGACCGCCCGGGUGAUGUGCCUCCUCUUCCUCCUUCAACAUCUCUGCCCCAAACACACACACACACACGCGCACACACGCGCACGCACACACGCACACACGCACACACACACCUCUGUAACCCUUAUGUCCAUCUUUUUUGAUCUGAAGGAGCUCAACGUGAAGCAUUUGUGUGUUGCUAUAUUGUGCAGCAGUAGAACUAACACUGAGGUAUUAAUCUUGUGGUUUUAUCAAAUGAUCUUUCUGCUACAUGCUCUCGCAUCAUCAUGGAGCUGUAUCAUGCAAUCAUUGUUUUAUGUAACGGCGUCUUCAGUGAUCAUUUAAAAUGUAAAUGCUACAAACCUACUUGGAAAACAAUACUAUGAAGCUUUUGACUAUGUUGUGAUUCAAUGAAUAAAUGGGUCAUUAUUAUUUUACUCAGAUGGGUUGAAUUAAAUGAUGGCUUUCUUCUGAUGAUUCAGACCUUUAAUGAAAUUAGAACAAUGUUAAUGUGUAAAUCACAUGGUAUUAAAUACAAUAUCAUUUGUUGAUGUGUGUCAUUUAUUCAAAAUGUGCUUUCUCAAUGAAUCCAUUCAUUUAGUCUAUAAAAUGUCAGAAAAUAUAAGACAUUCAACAAUGUUUUGUUUGAACUGUGUGGUGCCAUUGAAGACUCAAUAAACCAACUAAUAU
This is a messenger RNA of Cottoperca gobio, 2633 nucleotides long. It is a transcript of the gene pfkfb4a, whose product is annotated as 6-phosphofructo-2-kinase/fructose-2,6-biphosphatase 4a. Lineage: Eukaryota; Metazoa; Chordata; Actinopteri; Perciformes; Bovichtidae. Gene Ontology annotation, biological process: fructose 2,6-bisphosphate metabolic process; fructose metabolic process. Gene Ontology annotation, cellular component: cytosol. The record is from RefSeq and is a predicted model, not a curated record. The transcript has 14 exons. Gene Ontology annotation, molecular function: 6-phosphofructo-2-kinase activity; ATP binding; fructose-2,6-bisphosphate 2-phosphatase activity. Bases 375 to 1886 code for a protein of 503 amino acids.